GGGUGUGCUUCCCGGUGCUAGGGGGGGCGCACGGGCCAAAGGAAUCUGGGGUAGUGGAGCCGGACCAACGGGAGCUAGGAAGCUCAGCACUAGUGUAAGGGCCCUGGACGGUUGGAGAGGAGCUGAGGGGUGAAGCUGAGGACGCCUCUGUCGGUAACCAAUAGGCGCCCCGUCCGACAAUCCCCCUGCAGCAGAGUGCGCGGAACGCUGGCGGUCCUGGCGGUGAUGUCGGGGCAAGGGAGGAGAGGGCUUCAACUUGAGGCUUCGAGCCAAGAGUCGUGGCGAGGCCCCAAAAGGCCGGGGGGGCAGCACUACUGUACGUCCUGCGUAUUGGCGACGGGGGAGGGGGCGGCGGGGGCGGUAUGGGCUGGUGACCAGCCGCAGGACGGAUCCGGGAUGGGUUCUGGGAAUGGACCAAAGGAAGAAGUUCGAAGGAUCUCUUGGGCAGCAGCGGUCUGGCCGCUCUGGCGCUCCCUCGCGCGUCACCCCGGAUGCUCCGUGGCCCUAUAUGUAGGCGGGAGGGACCUCCCCAGCACACGACAGACGGCCAGACACAGCCCCAGCCUCCCCCAACGCACGCCGCCACCAUGUCGAUUCGUUCCCAUUCCAACGGCCACGAAGAGGUCGCGACCAAGGUCCACCGCGAGCACCACGAGCACUCCGACGGGUUCGCCGAGCUGGACGUCGCCGAGGUCGAGGCACAGGCGCGGCCGGUGCAGAACCCCUAUGCGGUCGUGGCGGCGCAGACGGCGCCACGGAGCCUCGGGGCCGGCUCGGCCCUCGCCAUCAGCAUGUUCGCCGUGACGCUGACGGGGCUGGCCAUGAGCCUGAUGGGCUGGCGCGGCGCGUCAGUGACCAACGCCUUCGUCGGCAACCUCUUCUUCGCCGCCGGCCUCGGCAUGUUCGUCACGGCCCAGUGGGAGAUGGCCAUCGGCAACGGCUUCUCCUACACCGUCUUCGCCGGCUUCGGCGCCUUCUAUGCCGGCUACGGUGCCAUUCUAACGCCGGCCUUUGGCGUCCGCGAAGCCUACGGCGACGACGUGACAAUGUACUACAACGCCCUGGCCUUCUACUUCAUCAUGUGGAUGGUCUUUACCCUUGCGCUGCUUGUCGCCUCCCUCCCGACGAAUCUGGUCUUCAUCCUCAUCUUCACCUUCGUGAAGCUUGCCUUCCUCUUUCUCUCGGCCAGCUACAUGGCGCUCGCCGACGGCAAGAGCUCGGCGACGGGGCUGCUGAAGACGGGCGGCGUGUUUUGCUUUCUUGCUGGUCUACUUGGCUGGUACCUCACGUUCGCCAUGCUGCUGCAGGACGCCAUUAUCGAGCUGCCUCUUGGUGACACAUCGCGCUACUUUGGCGGGAAGCGGAAGCGGGCUUGAGGGGAUGGCACUUUCUCCGGACCUUGACAUGUCAUGUUUCCCAAGACAUCAUAUAUCCCAGUGGUACUGUGCUGCAAUAUACUGCAAUACAGCAUCCGCAUUGCCUGUUGGCGGUUGCAUAGGCUGUCUCCGACGCGCUCCUGAUGCCAGAAACCGGCCUCCAAUCAAGCUGGCAAUAGGGGCUGGUCUCUGUGCCUACCUGUCAACCGAUAUUACUGCCUGUCGCUUGUCCGUGGUUGAGAUGACUCGCAAAGGCUGUGCGAUGUUCGAUAAGUUAG
This is a messenger RNA of Chaetomium strumarium, 1654 nucleotides long. RefSeq names its product GPR1/FUN34/yaaH family-domain-containing protein. The record is from RefSeq and is a predicted model, not a curated record. The transcript has 4 exons. NCBI's taxonomy places the organism in Eukaryota, Fungi, Ascomycota, Sordariomycetes, Sordariales, Chaetomiaceae. Gene Ontology annotation, cellular component: plasma membrane. Gene Ontology annotation, molecular function: acetate transmembrane transporter activity. Bases 492 to 1376 code for a protein of 294 amino acids.